AUGGCACACCAACUUUGAAAGGCAACCUAGCAAGCCACCAUAUUAAUACAUUAUUACGUCCUGGCCAACUACCCUCCAAUGAAUCUCUAUAAAUAAUUACUCCCAAACUUCAUUUGCUAUCACUGAGUCACUCACUCAUUCACUAUUAACCAAGUCAACUAGUUUUUAACAAACCUCAACAAUGGGGUUCCUUUCCUUUUUCUUCUACUCUCUCUUUUAUCUUUCAAUAUUUUUCAUCAUGAGACUUUUGUUCAAAUCAAGAAAAUUCAAUAACCUGCCACCAGGUCCAUUUUCUCUUCCCAUAAUUGGUGACCUCCACCAUCUCAAACGCCCCCUCCACCGUACCUUUAAGGGACUCACCGAGAAGUAUGGCGACGUGAUUUCUCUUUGGUUUGGAUCACGUCUUGUUGUUGUCGUAUCUUCUCUAUCUGAGUUCCAACAAUGUUUUACAAAAAACGAUGUUGUGCUAGCAAAUAGACCAAAAUUUUUAUCAGGAAAAUAUAUCUUUUACGAUUAUACCACUUUAGGAUCUACAUCCUAUGGUGAACAUUGGCGUAACCUUCGUCGUAUUACUUCUCUUGAUGUCCUUUCAAACCAUCGGAUCAACAAUUUUGCUGGAAUCCGAAGGGACGAGACUCAGAGGUUGAUCACCAAGUUGGCUGAAGAUUCAUCUACUGACUUUGCAGAAGUAGAACUCACUUUUCGGUUCUUUGAUAUGACGUUUAACAACAUCAUGAGAAUGAUCUCUGGAAAGAGGUACUAUGGAGAAGAUUGUGACAUGUCGGAUAUUCAAGAAGCAAGUCAAUUUAGGGAUAUGGUAGCUCAAUUGUUGCAGUUGUCAGGAGCGAAUAAUAAGACUGAUUUCAUGCCUUUGCUUAAGUUUCUUGAUUUUAAAAGCUUGGAGAAGAAAGUGAAACAUAUUGGUGAAAAAUGUGAUGAGUUCUUGAUAGGACUCCUUGAAGAGCAACGCAACAAGAAGGAACGUACAAAUAUUAUGAUAGAUCAUCUUCUAAAUAUGCAAGAAUCACAACCAGAAUACUAUACCGAUCAAAUCAUCAAAGGUCUCGUUUUGGCCAUGCUCCUUGCUGGUACUGAUACAACAGCUGGCACUUUAGAGUGGUCGAUGUCUAAUAUUUUGAACCAUCCAGAAGUACUGAAAAAGAUAAGAGAUGAAUUGGAUACUCAUGUAGGCGAACAUCGUUUGGUAGAUGAAUCAGAUCUUCCAAAACUCACUUACCUUAAAAAUGUUAUCAAUGAGACACUUCGAUUAUACCCUCCUGCUCCUUUGUUAUUACCACACUCGAAUUCAGAAGUGUGUAUUAUUGGAGGAUACAAAGUACCACAAGACACUAUAGUAUUGAUGAAUGUUUGGGCUAUUCAAAGAGACCCCAAACUAUGGAGUGAAGCCACAACUUUCAAACCCGAGAGGUUCGACAAAAAAGGAGAGUUAGAGAAGUUGAUCGCGUUCGGUAUCGGAAGAAGGGCUUGUCCAGGAGAAACCUUGGCCAUGCGUGCAAUUAGCAUGACUUUGGCCUUAUUGGUUCAAUGUUUUGAUUGGGAACUUACAAGUGAUGGUAAAAUUGAUAUGGUAGAGCAAGAUGGAUUCGCCUUGAAAAAGUCAGUACCCUUAAAGGCCAUGUGCAAAACACGUCCAGUCAUCAACAAGCUUUUCAAGUAAUUAAUUUUGUGUCGCACUUAAAAGAUUGUCCAAUGCUUUUCAAGUAUAGUAAUUAGUUUCUGUUGUACUGUACUUAGUAAAAGAUUGUCCAAUUAAGUAUUAAAAAAAAAAAUCUGAUCGGUGUAUUUGGCAUAUGUGUAAUAACAUUUUACUUAGAAGUGCUUUUGUUAA
Molecule: messenger RNA, 1849 nt
Organism: Trifolium pratense (red clover)
Lineage: Eukaryota; Viridiplantae; Streptophyta; Magnoliopsida; Fabales; Fabaceae
Product: isoflavone 2'-hydroxylase-like
Exons: 2
Coding region: 182-1678 (498 amino acids)
Molecular function (GO): oxidoreductase activity, acting on paired donors, with incorporation or reduction of molecular oxygen; monooxygenase activity; heme binding
Source: RefSeq, a predicted model, not a curated record